CAUGAGAUUUCCCGCCAAGACCGACUUGGGUUUCGCGGCCCAUUUCUUGCCUCUCAACGAUCCCUCUCUGCGGCGGAUGUUUUCAUUGCCUGGCCAAGUUUAUUUUGUUUUUGAGUGUCUAAGGCUGUGUCGAGAAGGAAGCGAAGAUGUAUGUCAAGGUGCGAACGAUGGACGGCAGUCAGACUGCUAUAAUAACUAUCUCAAAGUUGACCACCGUGGAAGAUUUCCGUGAAAUGAUCCUGGAGAAAAUGAACGUGACAGCCGAGAGACAACGACUAUUUUAUCGGGGAAAGCAGAUGGAAAAUGGACACACUCUAUUUGACUACAACAUCAAUAUCAAUGAUGUGAUUCAACUCAUGAUAAAGCCAGUCCUCUCAGAGAUCAACUCCAAUGUGCAGGCCAAAGCAUCCUCAGCAAAGCGGGAGGGAGAACAGGCUGACAAGGAGAAUACUAAGAAAAAUUCAGAUGUGCAGGAGAGUCAAUACUACAGGGUGGGAGAUUUGAUUGAUGCGAAAUCUUUGUUCGAUGGAACCUGGUGGGAAGCCAAAAUUAACAAAAUUACAGUAAAUCCUAAAACUAAGGAGAUGUCUGAUGAAGAUGAUGGUAUGCUUUACCAUGUCACACAUGAAGGGUUUGAGGAUGACCUGCCUGAAGAGCUGUUGCUGAAGCACAUUCGACCAAGAGCCUUUCAGAAAGUCAAAUUUCAGGAUGUUUGUAAAGGAGACCUUAUUAUGGCUAACUAUAACAUAGAAAAUCCAGAAGAAAGAGGACACUGGUAUGAUUGCAAAGUUUCAAAGGUUAUGAAUUCAAGGACCCAGAAGGCAGUGGUUGCAACUGUAUUCAUUGGAGCAGACUCCUCACUAAUGGAUGACUGUCACAUACGCUUUGUUGAUGAACUCUUUAGAAUAGAAAAAAAUAUUAAGUUAGACGAGAGGAAUGGCGAUAUGGAGAGAAGAAUCGUUGAAGGGUCUCCUGUUAAGCGUAAAAAUGCACCAAACUGCGCAACAUGUAAGGACAACCCAAAGCGCAAAUGUAAGGAAUGUGGUUGCCAUGAAUGCGGUGGAAAAGAGAAUCCAGAGAAACAGCUCAUGUGUGACGAGUGCGACAUGCCCUACCACAUAUACUGUCUCACUCCACCCAUGGAAGCCAUACCUGAUGUGGAUGAGUGGUUCUGUCCAUUGUGUAAGAAUGAUGAUUCAGAAAUUGUCAGAGCUGGUGAAAAGUUGAAGGAUAGCAAGAAGAAAGCAAAAAUGGCUUCUGCUAAAGGCAACACAUCACGUGAUUGGGGGAAGGGAUUCGCCUGUGCAGGAAGGCAAAAAGUUUGUACUAUUGUUCCACAAAAUCACUUUGGAGCAGUCCCAGGUGUUGAAGUGGGAACAAUGUGGAAGUUCAGGUUACAGGCAUCAGAAGCUGGAGUACAUCGUCCACAUGUUGCAGGAAUUCAUGGACGAGAGAAUGAAGGGGCUUACAGCAUAGUUCUUUCUGGAGGUUAUGAAGAUGACGAAGAUAAUGGAGAAAGUUUCACGUACACAGGCUCUGGAGGCCGUGAUCUCUCUGGCAACAAAAGAACAGCUGAACAAUCUAGUGAUCAGCUCUUGACUAGGAUGAACAGAGCUUUAGCUCUGAAUUGUAAUACACCCAUAAACAAGAAUGGAGCUGAGGCAAAGGAUUGGCAAAAGGGGAAACCUGUACGUGUUAUCCGGAACUGCAAAGGGAGAAAGCAUUCAGAAUAUGCUCCAGAAGAAGGAAAUAGGUAUGAUGGACUUUAUAAAGUUGUGAAGUACUGGCAAGCAAAAGGGAAAAGUGGAUUCAAAGUGUGGCGGUACCUCUUACGAAGGGAUGACCCUAUUCCCGCCCCAUGGACUAAAGAAGGUAGAAAGAGAACACAGGAACUAGGUUUAGAGUUGGAGUAUCCAGAGGGCUACCUUGAAGCUCAAAAGGAGAAAGAGGAAUCUGCAAAGAAGGAGAGAGAUGCAUCAUCUGGAAGUGAUGAUGAAGGAAAACAGAAGAAAAAGAAUUCCAAGAGAAAGAAGAGCAUGGAGACUGAGGCAGAGAAAUCUGAAAAUACACCUUCAAAGUCAAAGAAAAGAAAAACUACAGGAUGUUCUUUGGAAAAGGAAAUUGAAAAACUGAUUGCCAAAGAUGAAAGUAACCAUAAACUUUGGGAAGAGAGUAAACAGCUCUUAAAAGAGGGACGAUCAAGCUUUUUGAAUGCAGUAGAGGAAAGAUUCUUGUGCAUCUGCUGUCAAGAACUUGUAGUGAAACCAGUUACUACAGAGUGUAAACACAAUGUCUGUCAGGCAUGCAUACAGAGAUCUUUUAAAGCUGAAGUCUUUUCAUGUCCAGCAUGUAGAUAUGAUUUAGGUAAAGGAUAUGCAAUGACAAUUAAUAAACCAUUAAGCGAGUGCCUAAUUAAACUCUUUCCUGGCUAUGAUGUUGCACGUUAGUAUGUUGUUUAAGAACGAAAGAAUUCCUUCAUUUAUGUCAUUGACAUUUCUGACUAUUUUUGCACACAAGAAUUAUCUUAUUUAAAGUAAAUUUCUAGUUACUAUUUAAUGACAUUGAUUUCUUCCUGUCAUUUAAUCAGUAUUUUGAAUUCUAAAGGAAGUUUAUGUAUUCCAUUUUUUCCAUGUAUUUUCCAAAGUAUAUCCAUUUGUAAAAUCAUUCAUUUCUAACCUAAUUUAUCAGAUAGUUGUGCUUUGGUUCAUAGUUUGCCUUGGUAUGUUUCAGAUGUUUAUUUAGAAAAAUAGUGGUAACUGAUGUCUUUGUAUUUACCAUCUAGUUCUUUCAGCAUCUCCAGUUAUAUUUUGAGAAGACAUUGAAAGCUAUGCUACAUUCCUUUUUUUGUGGAGGGAUUCUGUGUAUAUACAUCCCAGUGCCGAUAGGUAUUUUUAUAAUCUUCAAAGAAGGAGUUUUUACUUUUUUGGUACUUUCUUUAUUUACAGUAUGUUAUCUUUUGAAGUUGGAAAUGUAAUAUUAGACAUCCAAAGUCCUCUAGACAGUGUGUACUAGUAGAAGGAAAAAAUUGUUACACAUGUACACAUGCUCACACAUAUACACGUGCACACAAUUUUUAAAAUUAUUAUCAGUAUUUUAUUUUCUUCCUAACAUUUAGUUUUUAUGCCAUCAUCCAUAGUUCAUUAUGUAUCACAUGUAAAUAAAUAUAGAUAAUGGAAGUUCUGUAAUUGACUAAUAAAAGAAAUUGUAAAGUCAUAUGCUGAAGUUCUAUGAUAGUACCCAGUCCUUAGAGCAGGGGUUCCCAACCUGGGGGCCAUGGGGUACUUUCUGGUGAGCUAUGGAGCAAUAUGGUAAUUAUGACAUUGCUUUGAACAGGAUUUUGUCUUGCCUACAGUACCUACAAAUAUUUCUCUCUCACAUAUCAGUAAAUUGGAAUCUUUCCAUAUAGUGUUCUUGUCCUGUAGCUAUUGGCUCCAGAUAUAUGGUUUCAAUAACUUGAAUCUCGAAAGAUGAGACACUGAACAGGGCCAUGGAUAUUAUCAUAUACUGGUUGGGCCCACAGAACAGAAAAGAUUGGGAAACACUGCCUUAGAGGAUCAAAAAAUGAGCAUAUUCCUCCAGUUUAUUUGCAGUUGACAUGGAAAAUACAAAGUAAGUCUUUCUGCUACACUAUUUUACCUCUAAAGGACCAGUAAAAUGCAAUUUUGUCUACUGUAGUAUGGAUGAAUCAAAUUUUUAAAUGACUUUUGUCAAGUUUCAUCCAGUGCACAUAUCCUUGAGAAAGAGUUAUGUAUUUCAUCUCUUAAUGGUUAGUGGGUAAUAUGUAAUACAAAACACUUUUGUUUUAUAAGCAUUUACUUCAUAGCCUAAAAUACACUCACCACAUUUUUUCCCCCUAGCUUUUAUUUUUGGAUAAUAAACAUCAUUUGCCAAUCUUGUCAUACUCAUUUAUACUUGAACAUAUAUUUGGCAAAAACCUAAAUAGUAGCCUCAUAAUUCUGGUUGUCCACAUAUUUUCCUAUAAAAAUCUAGAGAAAAGCAGAAAAGAAAAAAAACUGGGCCGAAUUAAACUUGACAGCAUGCAAGUCAUAUAGUGUAUCCCAAACAAAAAGAAUAUAGCCAAGUGAUAUAUGACCUGCAUUAGAAACAGUUGACCAGAUACUGUUUGCAAUGUCUAGUAAUCAUAGGAGAAUGCUAUGACCAUCUAUUGUCUGGAGUAAAUGAAGAUGUGCUACCUUGUGUAAACAAUUUACUGUGAAUGGAGAAUCAACAGUAGAGCACUAAAUGUUAAAUUAUUCAUCCAGAAGAAUCCAGUAACAAAAUAAAAUCAAGAGAUAAACACUACCAAUAUAUAAAUAUGGAUUUUAAUUUGGCAUUACAUAUGUAGAUUGUAAUAUUGAUUUUACAUGGUUAAAACUUCAGGAUAAUUUCAAGGUUUGGGAAUGUUACAGAAAAGAGAAUAGGCGGCAGUUAUCUUUUUGGUACACAAACUUUGUAGUGUACCUGCCACAUUUGUUGAUAUGCGAACAGACAUCACUGGUGAAAUAUUAGAAAAAAAGGAAAACAGCCUAAAAAAUAGUGUGUUCAUCAGUGCAACAACAAUUGCCUGUAAGAAAACUGGUUGAACUAUGCCAAGAAUUAGUAAACAGUUAAGGAAAGUAAUAUGAAAAAAAUCCUUACAUAAUCACAAACCAGCAUAAUGAGGCAAUUUGAAUAACAAAUGAGCUUUCAGGCUUAACUGGGCACUUCAGUCAUUCAUAAAUUUACGAAUUAUGCAUUAUGCUCCAAGUUUAGAAUACCACAAAGCAUUUUUCCUCCUAUGGACAUCCUCUUACUUGAUUCAUUUCAUUUAAUACUAGAGGUAAGUGAUAAUUUUCUUGUGUUGUUUUUUUUUCUUAUUUUGGAGUUUCUCUUGUACUGAUUUUUCCUCCAAGGUUACUGCCCAUCCAAAUUUCCUAGUGCUAAAACUGAAUUUUCUAUUCUUUUAAGUGAUGGCUAGAGCUGUCUGCCUCUGUGGUUUAUUAUAUUGAACUUAAGCAAUUGAAAUUGAUAUCAUGAAUCAUUAAUAAUUUUGAUAACAGCCACAAUACUAAUUUGAUAACAUUACUGAAGUACUCCACUUUAAGCUUGCUACUUCAGUAACUUCAGCAUUCUUACUUUUCCAUUCACUCAUAUAUUAUUUCACCUGUUCUUUCCUUGUUUUUCUCCUUCUCAUUCCCCACUCUCUCCCUCGCAACCCUUUCCUUCAUUCAUUCAUUGUCUCGGCUCUUUCUGUCUGGCUGCUUGAACUGUAGGUAUCAGUAGCUUCCAUGUCCACUACUGGAUCAUCCUAAUUCUAGAGCUCAAACUGAUUACAUUCUACUGUUAGCUCUUGUGCUACAUGCAUCAUCAUGAACAUUAAACAGAUCUAUGAAAGUAUCAAUAACAUCCCUAUCACAGACACAGUAGCAGCAUUGGCUUAUCAUCUGUGAUAUCAUCAAGGCUUUUUGCAUGCAUCUUUCUUUGAUACACACUUGGCUCAGCAGGGUGAUUUUUAUCAAAAUUACUUUUCAUAUUAAAUUUAUUUGUUGAUGAGUAUUAUCAAAUUGUACAACAGAUUAUAUAUUGUCAAUAUAAAUAUACAACUGUCAAUCACUUGCUUAGUUAGUGUCUUCCCUUAGAACUGUAGGCAAGGUGUUUUUUUUUCUCACUAUUGCAAGUUUAUAUAUAUUUUUAAUUUCAUAUAGUUCCAUUUAGUUUCAAUAAAUGCAAGUAAAUCCUCCAACUGGUAAAUUUUAAAAAGUGAGGCUCAACAUUAUAUCAAAUUUCAUAUAUACUGUAAUCCCUUGAGAUGAUAUUGAUUAAACUCUUAGCUCUCUAUAUAGUAUGUUCAUACAUAUCUAAGAAAUGCUCUUUGACAAAGUUAAAAUACUUGGCAAACAACUCUACUUAUGCAGUGCAGAAUGGCAUACGAUGAAGUGUAUUGAUUUAAAGUAUUGGGUAAGUUUCAUAGACAAUAUUUACAUUUUUACAUAAACUUAAAUGAUAAAAGACAGUGAAACCCAUACUCUUUUUUAUCAUUUAUGCUCCAUGAGUUUUUUUCCCAACUGCCUUUUCCAUAACUUUUUCUCAUUUGAUACUUCAUAUUGUCACUUAACAUCAUUUUAAUUACAAAUAAAUAAAUAAUUGAUUGAUUUGAUAUUUUUCAAUUUUCAUAUCAAAUGAGCACAUUUUCAUACCAUCUGAGCAGUGUUAAUCUUUAAUGUAUUGCUAUACACAACAAAGAAAAAACUGAUAAUGAACAGCAAAAAAGGUCAGCUUUAUUAGCAACAUACCAGUAAGAAACUCAACCCUGACUAUAUCUACUUUCAAGGCUCAUUACACCACACACACAUUUGUCAGUGGAAGCUUUGUGACCCUGCCAAUAUUGCCAGAACCCAAGUCAUUACAGACAUUUUUGUCAGAUAAAUACUGCACUGAUUAUCAUGUAUGUUGCUAUUUAUAUACAAGUUCCAUGGCACAAGAAAUUCCUAAGUUAAUUUCAAAUUGAUCUUUGAGCUGUUAUUGUUUGCAGUAAUGAAAAUUAAAAAUACAGAAUGUUGAUAUAUUUAUUAUAAAGUUCAAAAAAAAAAAAAAAAAAUGCAGUCAUCUGACACCAUAUUUGGAAUAAUAAAAACUUUAUUUGUAACCUUAGACACUGGAAGGUAUUACACAUUUCUUUUUGGAAUAUUUUCUUAUCAACAGAAAUUGAAGUUUUCUUCAGAUAAUAUUAGCCAUGAAAACCAAGUUUAAAUCAGUUAAUUAUGCAUCUAGCAGUUGACAAAAAUACAAGUUUAGGUGUAUGGUUUUUCAUAUGCAGGCUUAAAACAAAAUGCUAAUUUUAUUUCUGAACCUAGGAUAAUAUAGAAAACUGAAGGCUUGUCCACACAAGAGGGUAUGAUCGGUAGGCACCUGUAAAGAUGAUGUUACAGGCAAGAAAACAUUAACUCUGCUUACCAAGCAGUUUGUUCGUCUGUGAUAUCAUCUCCACUCAUGCCCAUUGAUCAUAUAAAUUUGUGUGAAGACUGAUGAAAAAUUCUUAAUUGAUGAAAACUAAAUUUUUAACCAUUUUCACUGAAGGGGAAAAAAUCUACAAAUGCAACCUCAAUUCUUGAACAAAAUACUGUAUGCAAGGAUUCAUAUUAUUUAAUUUCCUAUGAAGAAGACUUUAGCAAGACCCUAAACUGGCGUCAAAUUUCAGAGGACUAUCUUUUGCAUUCCCAAAUAAAGUAAAACAGCAUAAAGAUAGAACUGCAGCUUCAUCCUAUGUCAAUAACUGUAUGCAUACAGUAUUAAACUUGUAAGGUUCAAAUCAUCUAACUUUAUAUCAUUGGUCAAAAUAUUAGAAACAAUGUAUUAAUUCUAGGUACCAUAAUCCUGUUUUCAAUCUUUUAUUUCUUAUUUUGCAAAAAGAUCAAUCAUUUUGCUUGUCAUUUGUUCAUAUUUCAAAUCUUUGUUUAUGUAUAAAGCACACUAAUAAAUUCUGAAAAAAUUUAUUGAAUUUUUGAACCUUCAUGUAUAUUCAUAAGUAUAUUCAUUGUGCCCAAGACCGUAACUGUUGUCAAUUCUUAAUAUAUAAUGCCAUCAUCUAGCAACAGAGUAAACUUGGGUAGCAUGGAGCAAGCUGAAGCCAAACAUGCAAAGUAAGAAAAAAAAAAAAAAAAAAAAAAGUAAAGAAAGAAAAU
Molecule: messenger RNA, 7661 nt
Organism: Penaeus chinensis
Lineage: Eukaryota; Metazoa; Arthropoda; Malacostraca; Decapoda; Penaeidae
Product: E3 ubiquitin-protein ligase UHRF1-like
Exons: 13
Coding region: 147-2447 (766 amino acids)
Biological process (GO): negative regulation of gene expression via chromosomal CpG island methylation; protein ubiquitination
Molecular function (GO): ubiquitin protein ligase activity; metal ion binding; protein binding
Source: RefSeq, a predicted model, not a curated record